AUGACUUUUCUAGACUCUAAACAACCAGUGUCGGCACAGUGGGAGUUCGAAGCUGAGAAGGAAGCCUCCCGCCAGUUUGUAUCAUCUGUGACGACGCCUCGACCACUGACGAAGAAAACAGUGACAGAGUCUGGACACAUUGAACAGUUAUGCAGCUGGAGAAAUGUGGGAUCCAGGUCUAACCUGGGGUCGUCAAGAGUGAAGACUGUUUCCACUCCAGGCACCAGCUCAGUUAACCGCUCCGAGAAGACCAUCGAGUUCUCACCAACAGUCAUCGUCGCAGUUACUCAAGGAAGGGGCACUGCUCAAGGUGAAGUGGGCGUGGCAGCUAUUGACUGUGAGUUCCCGAGUGUUGAAUUGUUCCAGUUCAGCGAUGUGCCUAUCUACAACUCCCUUGUGGCCAUUCUCCAUUCGCUGCACCCAUUGAAGAUCAUCCUUCCUUCAACCCUCUUUCCUCAUGCUUCGUCUCAUUCCUCUACGUCUUCUUAUAAUCUCGUCUGCCUUCUCAAUACUCAUUUCCCAUCUGUCCAGGUUGAGUCGUUUGAUCGCAAGUUCUUCAACGAGAACCAGGGACUGGCUGACAUUCGGCGCCUCUGUCAUGCAGAAUUCAAGGCUCAAGUGCUAGUUGAAGUUAGAGAGAAGUUCUACUGCCUGUCCGCUCUAGCAGCUGUAGUUAAGUAUGCUGAGUUCGUGCAGAGGGUGCUUUAUCACGCGCAAUCUUUGGCAUUCUCUUUUGCCACCAAUAGACAUUGUCUUCAUAUUCCGCAUUCCUCGGCUACGGACCUGGAACUGCUGAGACCCCUAGGACAACGCAAGUCGCUUCACAGCCUCUUUGGCUUCCUGAAUUGUUGCAAGACUCCUGGCGGACAGAGACUACUCCGCACUAACAUCCUUGUUCCUCCCAAGGAUCUAAACACAAUCGCAGACAGACAACAAGUGAUUGAAGAGCUGAUUUCAAACGAGGAUUUCCUGGGAAGAGUGCGGAGUCGACUGACUCAAUACUCGGAACUCUACCGUCUGCUGAACCUCUGCUCCAGAACUCCAACUUCGUCCGCCUCAGGACAGUGAUGAGCAUUCAAAGUGUUA
Messenger RNA from Symsagittifera roscoffensis, 1086 nucleotides. RefSeq names its product mutS protein homolog 4-like. Lineage: Eukaryota; Metazoa; Xenacoelomorpha; Acoela; Convolutidae. Gene Ontology annotation, cellular component: nucleus. Gene Ontology annotation, biological process: mismatch repair; reciprocal meiotic recombination. Gene Ontology annotation, molecular function: ATP binding; ATP-dependent DNA damage sensor activity; mismatched DNA binding. The transcript has 7 exons. The coding region runs from base 1 to 1068 and encodes 355 amino acids. The record is from RefSeq and is a predicted model, not a curated record.